Molecule: messenger RNA, 2261 nt
Organism: Lontra canadensis (Northern American river otter)
Lineage: Eukaryota; Metazoa; Chordata; Mammalia; Carnivora; Mustelidae
Gene: TMEM119
Product: transmembrane protein 119
Exons: 2
Coding region: 131-988 (285 amino acids)
Biological process (GO): positive regulation of osteoblast differentiation; ossification; positive regulation of osteoblast proliferation
Cellular component (GO): plasma membrane
Source: RefSeq, a predicted model, not a curated record
GAGGCGGGAGGCGGGGGCAGGAGGGUGGCGGCGGCGCCAGCCGGAGCAGCAGCAGCUGGCACUCCCUGUCGCUCCACCUGGUGGGAGCACCCAGGCCUGUGCACGGAAGGACGGACUGGUCUCGGACAGGAUGGUGUCGGCGGCAGUGCCCAGGCUGGUGGUGUCUCUGUUGCUGUUCCUCAGGGCGCUGCCUGUGGUGGCCUACUCCGCACCCCUGAAGGCCGCCUAUCUGGAGGACACAGGGGGCAGCGGGGAGGCCGAGGGCUCAUCGGCCUCGUCCCCGAGCCUCCCACCGCCCCGGACGCCGGCCCUCAGCCCCACAUCGCUGGGGCCCCCGCCCACGCCCCUGGCAGGCCCCAAGCCCCCCACCAACUUCCUGGAUGGCAUCGUGGACUUCUUCCGCCAGUAUGUGAUGCUCAUCGCCGUGGUGGGCUCCCUGGUGUUCCUGCUCAUGUUCAUUGUUUGCGCGGCGCUCAUCACCCGCCAGAAGCACAAGGCCUCGGCCUACUAUCCCUCGUCUUUCCCCAAGAAGAAGUACGUGGACCAGAGUGACCGGGCCGGCGGCCCGCGGGCCUUCAGCGAGGUCCCCGACCGGGCUCCCGACGGCCGGCCCGAGGAGGCCCUGGAUUCGUCCCAGCAGCUCCAGGCUGACAUCCUCGCUGCCACCCAGAACCUCAAGUCCCCCGCCAGAGUGGCGCUGGGGGGCGGAGACGGAGCCAGGAUGGAGAGCAAGUCCGAGGGAGAGGAGAGCAGAGGCCGGGAGGCGGACCAGGAGGCCCAGGGACGUGGGAGCCCGGUAGCAGAGGAGAAGCCGAAACCAGAGGGGCAGGAGGAGCCGAGCCCCGUGGUAGAGGAGGGGGCGUGGGAGGCUGGCCAAGGCCAAGGCCAAGGUGAGCCCGGAGAGGCUCCUUUGUUAGCCCAGGAUGCCAGGGGAGCUGCUGAUCCCCCUGAGAGCCCCUGUGCUUGCAGUGUUGCCCCCAAGGUCUAACAGUCCUCUGGGGCUGCCGGCCCUGACUAUUGGACCCCUUGUGGUCACCUCUGUGGGUGUGGAAAGGCCCUUGUCCCUUACAGCUCCCUGACACCCCCUCCUUGGCCACCCCUGACUGCAGGCAGAGAUGCUAGUCUCUGGUGUACCCCAAGAAUCUCCCCGGGCUCCAGGACUAUUUGCCCCUGUGGCCCCAAAGGGCUGCAUCCCAAACAGCGCCUCUGGGGAGGGGGAAUGGGAAGGAUCCCCAUUAUAUCUGUGACGUUACAUCCCACAAAAUUGGCCCCAUCACUCAGGCAAACAUAGGCCACAAGUCCCCUGUGACGGUGCCAACAUUGUCGCUUUUCCAUGGAGGUAGGGAAGACACGUCAGAGUAACUAGGAGUUUGGGACAAGGGUGAAUGGGACCUGCUGAGGCCCCUAGGGUGGGAGCAGUGAUAGCGACUGCAUUAACGGGCCCGGGGAGGCAGGAAGUUUCCAAGGGGCCUGUGCACACAUCACUAUGGGUCCCUAAGUGAGCCUAUUCAGGGCUGGGUUCCCCGAGCUACUCAGUGGAAAAAGGAUUUGGGGGGCCAAAAGGAUUUGAGGAGACACUGCCUCUCUGCUCCCUGUACCCCCUCUUAGAGCACCCCAGGGCUCUGCAAAUACUUCAGUAAACGCCCCUGUGGAAUCUGGUUUUUACCAUAGAGCACUUUUUUUUUUUUUUUUUUUUUUUUUUUUUUUACAGCUACAGAGUAAAGUCUUGCAGAGCACACUCUGGAAAUUACUGCCCCAAAUGUUCCUGAAGGUGCCCCCCAGUUUGCGGUCACUCUGGGGUUAGGGGCGUGGGUACGGGGGCUCAGGCCUGCCCAAGCUCUGCCAAGCAUCUCUGUCUGGGGACGAAUUUCUCAUCCCGUUACUGCUACGGGCAUGGGAUGAAUGAAUUGAACCUUUCUUGUCAGGCCUCCAAAGCUGCCCAGAAGCUAGGGGGCUGUGUGUGAGGGGGCCCCACUCUAGGGGCAGUGUGAGAGGGUAGGGGAGGGUUUCUAACGCCCAGCUUGGAGCAGGGGAGCCCUGGCCCCCGACCCUUUGCUCACGUGUGUUGUCUGGCAGCCUUUGCUCACAGCAUUUUUAAGCCUUUGACAAGGGAGCCUGAGCUCCGUCCUAAUUUGGGGGAGGUUCUGGGGGUGUUCCUCUUCCUCAUCCCUCCAUCUGGCAACCACCCCCCCAACCUCUGCACAACUUUUUAGGUGCUGAGAUGUAGCAAACCAGCACAAUAAACCUUUAUUCUGGCCUGA